AAUUCAGUCAAGAAUCGACGAUAAUUACCGGUGGUUGUAUCACAUCACGCGCAGCAGCAGCCGCAGCAGACGAAGAAGCAGCAAGAAUCAGACGCAGCAGAGGAACGAGGGCUCUGUUUUCGGAACUAUAUAUAUAUAUUUGUACAUACAUGUGCGUAACGUGACGUAUCAUAACGUAACGUAACGGCCAGUGCAGACACACUCACACACACGAACGCAUGUGUAUACGAAGUUAAGCGUUUAUAUUGGCGAAUUUUCGGCGGCCUUUAAUUUGUUUGUGUUUUUUUGCCGUGUUCUUGUCGUUGUUUCGCGUACAUGCAAUUACCAGGCAGCCGCAAAAGACUAUAAUUACAAAACUAAAGUGAAAAGCGUGCCAUAAUUACACGAGCGCAGUAUCAAUAAGUGCGAGCAAUGUGCGAAAAUUGCUAACAAACGCAGCAAACACACACACACACAACCGGGACACAUCUACGCCGCACAGCAGCAACGCAGCAGUAGCAGCAGCAAACUCCGCAGCAACUCGCAUCCCGUAGAGCUUUCAUCAUGAUCGAUGCGGCGUGCAAUUACUUAAAUCUAAAUCCGUACGCGCACCAGCACCAGGCGCAGCAGCAAACGCAACAGCAGCAGCAGCUCACCAUGCAGCAGCAACAGCAGCAGCAGCAACAGCACCUGCACAUGCAGCACCAUCACCAUCAUCACCAGCAACAGCAGCAGCAGCCGCAUCACCAUCUCCACUUGCAGCAGCACCACAUGCAACAGCAGCAGCAAGCACUGGAGCAGACACAGCAGCCCCAGCCACAUGACUUCCUCAGCGCCGCCCUGCUAUCCGCCCCACCAUCCCUAUCCGGCAGCAGCUCCAGCAGCAGCUCCGGCAGCUCACCGCUGUACGGCUCCGGAUCCGCUUCCGCGGUAGCCGCGGGCAAGGCGCCCAUGAAGCUGGAGCUACCAUAUCCGCAGGCCUCAUCCACCGGCACCGCUUCGCCCAACUCCAGCAUCCAGUCGGCGCCCUCAUCCGCCUCCGUUUCGCCCAGCAUCUUCCCCUCGCCCGCCCAAUCCUUUGCCUCCAUAUCCGCCAGUCCCUCGACACCCACAACGUCCGCCAUGGCGGCACCAACGGGAGCGGGUACAGGUGCUGGUUCUGGAGCGGGAGCCAGUGGACCAGUGGCAACCUCAUCAUUAUCAUCAUCCGCGUCGUCCUCAUCCUCGGCCUCUUCGCCCUCGUCCGCUGCCUCGGCAGCAGCGGCGGCGGCAGCAGCAGCAGCGGCAGCCGCGGAUCUGGGAGCAGCAGCGGUGGCCAGUGCCGCCUACGGCUGGAAUACCGCCUACUCUGGUCUAGGACCGGCAAGAAGCCAGUUCCCCUAUGCCCAGUACGCCUCCGAUUAUUAUGGCAAUGCGGUAGGCAUGUCCUCCUCCGCCGCCUGGUUCUCACACCAGGAGCGCCUGUACCAGCCAUGGAGCUCUCAGAGCUAUCCGGGCUUCAACUUUGACGACAUUGCCUUCCAGACCCAACUGCAGCGGCGCUCUGUGCGCUGCACAUGCCCCAACUGCACCAACGAGAUGAGCGGUUUGCCCCCCAUUGUGGGUCCUGAUGAGCGGGGCCGCAAGCAGCAUAUCUGCCACAUUCCCGGCUGCGAGCGGCUGUACGGGAAGGCUUCGCAUUUGAAGACUCACCUGCGCUGGCACACGGGCGAGCGACCGUUCCUGUGCCUCACCUGCGGCAAACGCUUCUCCCGCUCCGACGAGCUGCAGCGGCAUGGACGGACGCACACCAACUACCGCCCCUACGCCUGUCCCAUCUGCUCCAAGAAGUUCUCCCGCAGCGAUCACCUGAGCAAGCACAAGAAAACCCACUUCAAGGACAAGAAAAGCAAGAAGGCUUUGGCGGCAGAGGCCAAGGAGCAGGCGGCGGCGGCCAUAAAGCAGGAAAAGAAGGAGAAAAAAUCCAGCAGCGGCAAGCCGCUAGCCCCAUCGCCUGUUGAGUUCAAGCAGGAGCAGCCGGAGGCAGCGCCGCUCGUGAAUUACACGCCCUAUGCCAAUCUCUACCAGCAGGCGGCGGGCACCACGGCGAAUCCACCGCCGCCGCCACCACCGCUCUUCCAGCACCAGCAGCAGCAGCAGGCCGCCCAGCAAAUGGCCAGCUAUGAGCCAUGGAGCAGCCGUGCCAUACAGCCAGCCACUACCUCAGCGAAUUCCUCCGCGUCCUCCAGCGCCAGUUCACCCUCAUCCUCCGCCGCAGCAGCCGCUGCCGCCGCCGCCGCCGCAGCAGCAGCAGCCGCCGUUACUCGCACCAGCUCUGGCUCUGUCUCCGGAUCAGCUUCCUCGCCCGCCGCUUCCGCCACGGUGCUGGCCCAGCACCAUUACGCGGCCCUGGCCAUGCAGAGUGAAUCACAAUUGGCGGCGGAAUACGGCCUGACGAUGAGUGGCCUGGCCAGCGGGGCGAGUCAGGACUCUAGCUCCAGUUGCCACAUGAAGUCCGAGUAUGCGGCCAGUUAUCCGGCGGAGUUUGGAGCGAGCACCGCCGGCUAUGGCUACCCGCAUCCGCAUCCGCACCACCACAACGCCUGGGCAGCGGCCUAUCAUCCGCAUGCCACCGCCUAGGAUGGCGGGUCAAGACCCAGUUGUUGUUACAGUUUAAGGAUAUAAACAAGGCCAUAAAGUCUCCCCCCGGGUGAGAGGCGGUAAAGCAAGCGUAGAACGAACCUCUAGUGUGUUUUUUUUUCUGUGUUUAUUGUUGACGAAAAAAAUGUAUGUGAAAAUCCCAAAAAAAAGA
Messenger RNA from Drosophila kikkawai, 2770 nucleotides. It is a transcript of the gene btd, whose product is annotated as buttonhead. Lineage: Eukaryota; Metazoa; Arthropoda; Insecta; Diptera; Drosophilidae. Gene Ontology annotation, molecular function: RNA polymerase II cis-regulatory region sequence-specific DNA binding; DNA-binding transcription factor activity, RNA polymerase II-specific. The record is from RefSeq and is a predicted model, not a curated record. Gene Ontology annotation, biological process: regulation of transcription by RNA polymerase II.